CAGCUGUUUCCUCCACUCCUCCCCAAGUCUUCCUCUUCCUCCUCUUCCUCUUAAUAUAUAACUCUCCCUCCUCUUUCUUAAACUACUCUUUUACCUCUCUUCUUUCUCUCUCCUCCCCUGUUUUCUUCUUCAAGCUCUCAUCUUUCUCACUAAUGGCGGACUCUGAAACCCUAACCCUGUAAACCCCACUUACUAAUCCACCUUAAUGAAACAAUACCCACCAAAAAUGAACCUACUUUAUUGCUUUUACACCCUAUUUUUGCUCCUUUUCCCUCUCUUUCCCCCUGUUUUUGCUGCUUCUAAUGGUAAAAAUAGAGAUACCCAGAAACUCCUGAGCUUUAAAUCCUCUAUCCUCAACCCAGAUACCCUCAAAAACUGGGUUGAUAACUCUGACCCUUGUCACUUCACUGGAGUUUUCUGCAACAACUCCAACUCCAGAGUUACUUCUUUGGAUCUCACCUCUCUCUCACUUUCUACUGAUUUCUCCUCUGUUUCUACCCAUCUUUUUUCCAUUGAGCUAUUAACCUCACUUUCUCUCUCCUCCUCUAACAUCUCCGGUUCUAUUGAACAACCCCCUCUGUGCUCCUCCUCUCUAUCAGAAAUCGACCUUUCACACAACUCCAUUUCUGGGUCUUUCUCUGAUUUGUCUAGUUUAUCCCUAUGUUCUUCUCUCUCUAAGUUGAAUCUCUCCUUCAAUCUUCUGGAAUCGUCUAAAGAUUUGAAGGGUGGUUCUUUUCCUGCUCGUUUUGGGCUAUCCCUAACAAGUUUGGAUGUUUCUGGGAAUCAGCUUUCAGGGGACCAACUUCUUCCCUGGGUGUUAUCUCAAGGGUGUGAGAAAUUGAGUUAUUUAGCUUUGAAAGGGAAUAAGCUUGUUGGGAGUUUUUCACUCUCAAAAUGCUCAAAUUUGGAGUUCUUUGAUGUGUCUUCCAAUAAUAUUUCGACCCCAAUUCCUGAAUUUGGGGGAAACUGCCCUAAAUUGAAGCAUCUUGAUUUAUCAUCCAAUAAAUUUGUUGGGAAGAUAGAGGGAAAUGCACUUGUUGGGUGUAACAGCUUGAGUUUGUUGAAUGUGUCAAAUAAUCAGUUCAGUGGUGGGUUCCCCACACUUCCUUCUUCUUCAAGCUUGGAGUUUGUGUACAUGGGGAGCAACAAGUUUCAAGGUUUGAUUCCUGAUAGUCUUGCUGAUGAUUUCUGCUCAAAUUUAGUGGAAUUGGAUCUCUCCUUCAAUAAUUUCUCUGGUAUGGUCCCCACUGGCUUUGAAUCUUGCAACCUGUUGCAAAAUUUUGAUGUUUCUAGCAACAAUUUCACUGGAGAUUUGCCUGUUGAUAUGUUGUUGAAAAUGGUGAAUUUGAGGAAAUUAAACCUUGCUUUUAACAACUUUGUGGGUGCUUUGCCUGAUUCUUUCUCUUUGCUUGGUAGCUUAGAAUCAUUGGAUUUGAGCUCUAAUAACAUUUCUGGGAAAAUUCCACCUGGGAUUUGUCAAAACCCUGAGGGAAAACCAAGUAAUUUGAAAGAACUUUACCUUCAAAACAAUUUGUUAAUUGGCCCAAUACCACCUACUAUUGGCAAUUGCUCUCAACUUGUUUCACUUGAUCUUAGCUUCAAUUACCUCACUGGGAGAAUCCCACCUAGCUUGGGUUUUCUUACUCAUUUGAAAGACUUGAUUAUGUGGAUGAACAAGCUUGAAGGGGAUAUCCCUACUGAGCUUAUGUACAUUCGAGCGCUCGAAAAUUUGAUUCUAGACUAUAAUGAGUUGACUGGUACCAUCCCUGCUGGUCUGAUGAACUGCACAAACUUGAACUGGAUUUCAUUGUCGAGCAACAAGUUGAGUGGAACUAUUCCAUCUUGGAUUGGUAAAUUGAACAAUCUAGCCAUCCUCAAGCUAUCAAAUAACUCAUUUUACGGCGAACUCCCACCCGAGUUGGGGGAUUGCAAGAGCUUGCUAUGGUUGGAUUUGAAUAGCAAUUUGUUGAAUGGAAGUAUUCCAGAUACAUUAGCCAAGCAGUCAGGGAAGAUGGCUAUCGGACUUGUUGUUGGGAAGAAGUAUGUGUACUUGAGAAACUAUGGAGGUAAGGGGUGCCAUGGCACUGGGAAUUUGCUUGAAUUUGCCGGGAUAAGGUCUGAUGCUGUUGAUAGAAUCCCUACCAUGUGUAAAUUUCAGCAAAUCUACCAAGGUCAUACCCAGCCAAAUUUUAAUUUCAAUGGCUCCAUGAUUUUCCUUGACCUGUCUUACAACAACCUCCAGGGUGGUAUCCCCAAAGAACUCGGAACUAUGUACUAUCUCUCGAUUUUGAACUUGGGUCACAACAAUCUCUCUGGUCAAAUCCCGGACGGUCUUUCAGGGAUGAAGAACAUUGGUGUUAUGGAUCUUUCUCACAACCAUCUCUCCGGGUUGAUACCGUCAUCUUUGGGCGGUCUUUCAUUCUUGACAGAGAUUGAUUUGUCGAAUAACGAGCUCUCGGGUAUGAUUCCUGAAUCAGCACAGUUUGAGACUUUCCCGGCUUCUAGAUUCUUCAACAACACCGGCCUCUGUGGGUAUCCCCUGCCAGCUUGUGAUAGAAACUCGGCUGGAAAAUCAUCCUCGCAUAAAAAGCACGGGAAGCAGGCUUCCCUUGCAGGAAGUGUUGCAAUGGGAUUGCUGUUCUCUCUAUUCUGCAUAUUUGGGUUGAUCAUUGUUGGAAUUGAGGUGAAGAAAAGGAGGAAGAAGAAGGAAUCUUUGCAGGAUAUGUACAUGGAUGGUAACUCACAUUCUGGGAACAACACAGCUUCUGCUUGGAAAUUUACCAGUAAUCGUGAGGCAUUGAGUAUCAACCUUGCAACCUUCGAGAAGCCCCUUCAGAAGCUAACUUUUGCUGAUCUAUUACAAGCCACAAAUGGGUUCCAUGAUGAUAGUAUGAUAGGUAGAGGUGGAUUUGGGGAUGUCUAUAAAGCUAAGCUAAAAGAUGGGAGUGUGGUUGCUAUCAAAAAGCUGAUACAAAUAAGUGGACAGGGAGAUAGAGAGUUCACUGCUGAAAUGGAAACCAUUGGGAAGAUCAAACACCGCAACCUUGUACCACUUCUAGGAUACUGCAAAGUUGGGGAAGAAAGGUUGUUGGUGUACGAAUACAUGAAAUAUGGAUCCCUCGAAGAUGUGUUGCACGAUCGAAGGAAAGCUGGGAUAAAGCUAAAUUGGGAUGCAAGGAGAAAAAUCGCGAUAGGAGCAGCUCGAGGGUUAGCUUUCCUUCAUCACAAUUGCAUCCCCCAUAUUAUUCACCGCGACAUGAAAUCUAGUAAUGUAUUGCUAGAUGAAAACUUGGAAGCAAGGGUAUCUGAUUUCGGGAUGGCCAGACUAAUGAGUGCAAUGGAUACUCAUUUGAGUGUGAGCACGUUGGCUGGUACACCAGGAUACGUUCCACCUGAGUAUUACCAAAGCUUCAGAUGUUCAACCAAGGGAGAUGUGUAUAGUUAUGGUGUUGUUUUACUCGAAUUGCUGACAGGGAAACAGCCUACAGAUUCAGCAGAUUUUGGUGAUAAUAACCUUGUUGGGUGGGUGAAAAUGCACGCGAAAUUAAAAAUAAGCGACGUGUUUGAUCCGGAGUUAAUAAAGGAGAAUCCGAAUUUAGAAAUCGAGCUGUUACAGCAUCUUAAAGUGGCAUGUGCUUGCUUGGAUGAUCGACCAUGGAAACGGCCUACAAUGAUACAAGUGAUGGCAAUGUUUAAGGAAAUACAAGCAGGUUCAGGGCUCGAUUCAAGUUCCACCAUUACAGGAGAUGAUGGAAGUUUUAGUACAAUGGGAGGAAGUUUCAGCACCACAAUUGAUGUGCUAGCAGAUAUGAGCAUAAAAGAAGUCCCUGAAGGAAACUUCAAAUAACACCCCAUCUUCCUCCAAAUUCCACCUUUUGCAGAUUCAGACGACGGUGGCGGUGUUGAAGCUCCACAAAAUUUUCCUAUACCAAAUAAAAAUGGUAUGAACAAAAAAUUUCACUGUAUCUUGUAACAAAUUAAUGUAUGUAUCAUCAAAGAAGCUUCUUUUUUUUUUUUUUUCAAUUUUAUACGUAGAUGGGUUUUGUUUAACCUCCUUUUUUUCCCCCCUUUUCUGGGGUCACUUUGUAGUUUGUACAUAAUGUAUUAGAAGUUUUAGUAGUUUUUUUCUUCUUCUUGUUGUUUAAAUUUGCUUAUUGCAUGGGCAAAUGGACAUUAAAGCAGUUGUUUAAACGUUGUUAAAUGUUAGUAGAUCCGUGACCUCAGUUUGAUAGUGA
This is a messenger RNA of Spinacia oleracea (spinach), 4235 nucleotides long. Its product is annotated as systemin receptor SR160. Gene Ontology annotation, biological process: protein phosphorylation. Gene Ontology annotation, molecular function: protein kinase activity; ATP binding; receptor serine/threonine kinase binding. The transcript has a single exon. Lineage: Eukaryota; Viridiplantae; Streptophyta; Magnoliopsida; Caryophyllales; Amaranthaceae. The coding region runs from base 206 to 3847 and encodes 1213 amino acids. The record is from RefSeq and is a predicted model, not a curated record.